Molecule: messenger RNA, 2652 nt
Organism: Callorhinus ursinus (northern fur seal)
Lineage: Eukaryota; Metazoa; Chordata; Mammalia; Carnivora; Otariidae
Product: adhesion G protein-coupled receptor E2-like
Biological process (GO): cell surface receptor signaling pathway; adenylate cyclase-activating G protein-coupled receptor signaling pathway
Cellular component (GO): plasma membrane
Molecular function (GO): calcium ion binding; G protein-coupled receptor activity
Source: RefSeq, a predicted model, not a curated record
CAGACCAAGACCAGACGUCCUCGGUGCCUGGGCUCACGGGUGCCUGCAUCAUGAGAAACAGAAAUCUACUGCUGCCAGGACUCUUGAUGCUGCUGCUGUUGACAUUGGGAGCUGCAGCCCAGAACAGUAGAGACACCAACAUGUGUGAACAACCUUUGAGAAGGUCCUGUGCAGCCUACGCUGACUGCCAGGGCAUGGAUGGCAGGUACUGCAUGUGUGGCCCGGGACAGGAGCUCAUUUCUGAGACAGCAUUCAGGAAUGAGAGUGAGAAUAUGUGUCAAGGGAUCUUAGUGCUGCUACUGUUGACACUGGGACCUGUACGGAAACUGAAAGCCUCUGCCCCCAUAGACUGUGCUCAGUGGUGCCCUCCGAAAUCCACAUGUGUUAAUGCCACAGCCUGUCGUUGCUCCCCAGGAUUCAGUUCUUCGUCCGGAGAGAUCUUCACCAGCCUGUUGGAGAGUUGUGAUGACAUCAAUGAGUGUGGACCACCCUUGGCAGUGUCCUGUGGAAAAUUUGCAGACUGCUGGAACACAGAGGGCAGCUACUACUGUACAUGCAGCCCAGGAUACAAGCUUGCUUCUGGGGCAAGAACAUUCAGGGAUGAGAGUGAGAACACGUGUCAAGUUCACAAUCCUGAGAGCAGACCAGAUGACCAGGACCCAGGAGGAUGUUGUGUGGUGUCUACACAGAGUAACACGGACCCACCCCCAUACACACACAGAGAAUUGGGUGAUGAGAAGCAGCUCCUGUCUAGACCAGAUAGCAAUGGAAGAUAUCAUCGGGGACCAGCAAGCAUCUUUUUUCCCACCUGGACCCCACCCCGUGGAAUCAAGAGCCAGAGACUCUCCCACUUCUUUGAAAGAGUUCAAGAUCUGGGCAGAAAUUUCAUACCAGCCUUUGUCCAGGACACUAUCCAGGACCUUGUACAGGGUGUGGAUGAGCUGCUGGAGACCCCUGAGGACCUGGAGGCCCUGCCCCACUCAGAGCAGCACUCUGUGGCCACUAACCUGCUCGUUGGCCUGGAGCAUGUCUUGAGAAACCUGAGCCAGGCCCUGCCCAAUGGGACAUUGACCUUCAAUGCAUCUGCAGGCACAAACCUGUCCCUGAAGGUGCGGGAGCAAGGAGAUAGAAAUGUCAUCUUGAAUCAGAAUCAGGUGAAGAUGCUGCUGAACUGGGAUGUAGUGCACGAAUCUGAUGACUCAGGUCUUUCUGUGGUGGGCCUUGUCUCCACUCCAGGGAUGGGCAAGUUGCUGGCUGAGGCCCCCUUGGUCCUGGAGCCUGAGAGGCAGGCAGUUCUGCAUGGGACACACAAGGGCGUGCUGCGAGGAGUCUCCCCUGUCCUGCUUUCAGAUGUCAUCUCUGCCUUUAUGAGCAACAGGGACACCCAGAACCUCAGCUCCCCCAUCACCUUCAUCUUCUCCCACCAUUCAGUGACCCGUGGGCCAAUGCAAAAGGUGUUCUGUGUCUUCUGGGAUCACACUCCAGAUGGAUAUGGUCAUUGGUCCACCACAGGCUGCAGGUUGGUGGCCACUGGAGACACCAGCACCACCUGCCAGUGCACCCACCUCAGCAGCUUUGCAGUCCUCAUGGCCCACUAUGAUGUGCAGGAGGAGGAUCCCGUGCUGGCUGUGAUCACCUACCUGGGGCUGGGCCUCUCUCUGCUGUGCCUCCUCCUGGCAGCCCUCACCUUUCUGCUGUGCAAAACCAUCCAGAACACCAGCACCUCACUCCACCUGCAGCUCUCAAUCUGCCUCUUCCUGGCCCACCUGCUCUUCCUCACGGCCAUCAACCAGACCGAGAUCAAGGUGCUGUGCGCCAUCAUUGCAGGUGCCCUACACUAUCUCUACCUGGCGUCCUUCACCUGGAUGCUGCUGGAGGGUCUGCACCUCUUCCUCACUGCACGCAACCUGAUGGUGGUCAACUACUCCAGUGUGAGCAGGGUCAUGAAGAAGCUCAUGUCCCCUGUGGGCUAUGGAGUCCCAGCUAUAAUUGUGGCCAUUUCUGCUGCAUCCAGGCCUCACCUUUAUGGAACACCCACCCGAUGCUGGCUCCACACAGACAAAGGAUUCAUAUGGACCUUUCUUGGCCCCGUCUGCACCAUUUUCUCCAUUAAUUUGGCUUUCUUUCUGAUGACCUUCUGGAUUGUGAAAAACAAGCUCUCCUCCGUCAGCAGAGAUGUGUCCACCCUCCAGAACACAAGGAUGCUGACAUUUAAAGCCACAGCUCAGCUGCUCAUCUUGGGCUGCACGUGGUGCCUGGGCAUCCUGCAGGUGGGUCCAGCUGCCCAUGUCAUGGCUUACCUCUUCACCGUCAUCAACAGCCUGCAGGGCUUCUUCAUCUUCCUGGUGUACUGCCUCCUCAGCCCACAGGUCCGGGAACAAUACAAGAAAUGGUUCAAAGGAGUCAGGAAAACCAAAGCCGAGGCUGAGAAGUGCACUCUCUCAAGCGGGACCAUGUCUGAUGCCUCCAAACACAGUGUGGAGAAUUAUAAUGAAGAGCUAAACCUGACGAACUUGUCUCUAAGGAAAUGAAGAAAACACUCUCUGCCAUCCUUUGGGCAAAGAAUAUAAAAAAUGCUUUUUCAUGUUUAUUACAAAUAACUCUUCUUGGCACCACUGUGGGAGACAGUAAGCAGUAAAUGUUUGACAUUCA